AUCGAUCGAUGUCGCUACAAGUUGUCAAUAGCAUUUAGAAUUGGAAAUGUUAGAAAUUGAAAAAUGAAUCAAAUCAUUUAUUGGAAUUAAAUUUGCUCUGAUUAAUUGUUAAUUUCUUGCUGAUCAUUUGAUUACAAUUGAUAAAAAAAGUUUAAAAGUAAAUAUUGUUAUUGUUCAAACGAGGCCGUCAAUGACUCCACCAACUCAACAACAAUCACCAAAUUCGUUUCUUGCCUCUUUGAGUGCGAGGCUCUUACAAAAUCGUAACAUGGGUGGACAACAACACUAUCCAGUGCCCUCCCGUAGUGGUCCAUUGACCGAUUUGUUUGACGCAGCAACUGUUCACAAUAAUAAUCUACUUGCCAAUUUUAGAGCAGCCAAUUCAUCUCAUUCCAAUUUCGGUAUUCCUACGGUCUCUGAAUCAGGUCGAGGCCCACCAAGUGCCCUUGACCUUAGUGAAUUUCCUUCUCUCAGUGGUGGGUCCGUUAGUGGCUCUUUGUUUAACUCAAAUUCAGGAGCACCAGGUUCAUCUCGUCCUCCUUAUGUUGGCAUGGUUAAAGAUAAUGUACCGACAAGUUCAUCAAGUGGUGAAUUUACUAUUCUAUCUGAAGAUUUUCCAGCGUUACCUGGUUCUACGAUCAAUGUCCAUUCAAAUAGUGGAGGAAGUGGUGGUCAUGACAAUGUUAAUUCUAACCAAAACUCGAGCUCAGGUUUACAAGGACUUCUUAAUUCAUCUAGUUCUGUAGUAGGUAAUUCGCUUAGUUCCAAUAGUGGUACCAGCGUGGGAAGAGAAGGAAACUCUGGUUCUGGAGGUCAGUCAACGGGAUCAAUCACAAUUGGAUCUUCCAUUGUUAAUACAUCUUCAAAUGAACCUUCAUCCACAGGCGGUGUUUUAUCUGGUAGCAGUGGAGUGAUAUCAUCUAGUAAGAAUUUAAAACGCGGGAUCCAAACUAGUAAAGAUGGUCGAGUAACAAACAUACCUGCAGGAAUGGUGACAGAUCAAUUCGGAAUGGUUGGUCUAUUAACGUUUAUCCGAGCUGCCGAAUCAGAUCCUAAUUUGGUCUCACUUGCGCUCGGCAUUGACCUGGCUACCCUUAAGUUGGAUCUCAAUUCUCCUGAAAAUCUUUACUCAACAUUCUGUGGCCCCUGGUCUGAUCAACCCCUGAAACCUCAUGAAAUGGACUAUCCAGUUCCACACGAAUACCUGAUUAACAGUCAAAUAAGAGAAAAAUUAUUGCCUAUUAAGUUAAGUCGUUAUGGCGAUGAUACUUUGUUCUUUCUAUUUUACAUGUUCUCAAAUGAUCUUAUCCAAAUCGCGGCAGCAAGUGAAUUAUAUGCUAGGGAUUGGCGUUAUCAUAAAGAUGAAAAAGUUUGGAUCACUCGUGCACCAGGGAUGCCACCGAUUGAGAAAAGUCAAAAUUACGAAAGAGGAACUUAUUAUUUUUUCGAUGCCAUCAAUUGGCGACGAGUUGCCAAAGAGUUUCAUCUUGAUUACGACAGAUUAGAGAAUCGACCUGUAGCUGCCCCCUACUCUCAUGUGGCUAAUUUAGUGGGACAACAGACAACACCCACCGGUAGUUUAGUCUCUCUGUGAAAGAUAAACGAUAAUUUUCUUUUCCCUCCAUUCCUUAAUCCCCGAUUUCCCUCCCUUACUUUCCUUCACUACUUUUUUAUUGUCACAUUUGUAAAAAUCAAGGAAUAGAUGAGCAUUUUAUGAAAGAUGCACUUUUUUGGCUAUUUGGUCAUUUA
Panonychus citri (citrus red mite) is the source of this 1749-nucleotide messenger RNA. Its product is annotated as CCR4-NOT transcription complex subunit 2-like. The record is from RefSeq and is a predicted model, not a curated record. Gene Ontology annotation, cellular component: P-body; CCR4-NOT core complex. Gene Ontology annotation, biological process: nuclear-transcribed mRNA poly(A) tail shortening; regulation of DNA-templated transcription; regulation of stem cell population maintenance. NCBI's taxonomy places the organism in Eukaryota, Metazoa, Arthropoda, Arachnida, Trombidiformes, Tetranychidae. The transcript is spliced from 3 exons. The coding region runs from base 191 to 1594 and encodes 467 amino acids.